Molecule: messenger RNA, 411 nt
Organism: Oncorhynchus nerka (sockeye salmon)
Lineage: Eukaryota; Metazoa; Chordata; Actinopteri; Salmoniformes; Salmonidae
Exons: 1
Coding region: 1-411 (136 amino acids)
Source: RefSeq, a predicted model, not a curated record
AUGCUGCAAAGGUCCCGCGAGAGAGGAGUCUGGCUCAACUCUGAGAAGAGCACAGUCGGUGCUACAGAGGUCAGCUACUUCGGACAUCUUCUCACAGCUAAUGGAAUCAAGCCAGAUCCACAGAAGAUCUCAGCAAUAAAAGAAAUGGAGCCACCAAAGAACUGCGCGGAGCUGGAAACAGUGCUUGGCAUGGUCAACUACUUAGCCAAGUUCGCACCCAGCCUCUCCAAUGCUAAUGCACCCCUGCGUCAACUGCUAAAGCGGUCCAGUGAGUUUCUCUGGGACAAGCAACACGACAUUGCUUUCCAGAAUGUGAAAGAAUUGAUCACGAGAGAACCAGGACCAAUCCUUGCCUACUACGACCCCAACAAAGAGCUCAGAUUCAAGUGGACGCGUCGAAGUAUGGACUAG